Molecule: messenger RNA, 2112 nt
Organism: Parascedosporium putredinis
Lineage: Eukaryota; Fungi; Ascomycota; Sordariomycetes; Microascales; Microascaceae
Source: the annotation of a GenBank genome assembly
AUGAGAAUCGCUUGCUUGCAGUUUAAUCCCCACCUGGGCGAUGUCAACAACAACUUGACCAGGGCCGAUCGGGUUCUGGGUCGCGCGAACCCUGAGAACUUGGACUUGAUUGUCCUACCGGAAAUGGCCUUUACAGUGGCCCACCUCCCCGAGUACUACAAUUCGGUAGCUGUUAUCGGCCCUGACGGCGAUGAUGUUGCCCACCACAGGAAAGCUCACCUGUACUAUACUGAUGAGACCUGGGCCCUGGAAGGUGAUGGGUUUUAUGGGGCUCACAUCACUGGCCUAGGUCAGACCGCCAUGGGUAUCUGUAUGGACAUAAACCCUUACAAGUUCCAGGAGCCCUGGGACAAGUUCGAGUUUGCCUACCACGUCUUGGAGUCGGAUGCCAACCUGGUCAUCGUGUCCAUGGCCUGGCUUACACUCGAGAGCGAGAGUGAGUUCAGCACGCUUCCUCAGGAGCCCGACAUGAACACGCUCACCUACUGGGCCAUGCGUAUGGAGCCCAUCAUCCGAUCCGAAACAAAGGAUGAAAUCAUUUUUGUCUUUGCCAAUCGAUGCGGAACUGAAGGCGAAGCCGUCUACGCGGGAACAAGCGCCGUUCUUGGUAUCAAAGAUGGCGAGGUCAACGUCUACGGCGUGCUUGGACGUGGUGACAAGAAAGUCCUGAUCGCGGAUACCAACCAGCCGCCCAUUGCCAAACUCGUCUUGGGAAACCAAGCCGGUUCUAUCAAGCGGCCGGACACGACAGCGCCUGGUCACCGCGAUAUCCCCCACCUGGAUGGCACCGCAGCCUCGGUCAGCCAUCAGCGCGACUACGAGGAAAUUCUUGCAGGACCCCGCCAUUCUUCGCGAGACCAGACCGCCGACUGGGUAGCGACCCAGAUCAUCCCACCCGCCCAGGCCGCGGGCAGGAGGGAUGCGAACCCCGAGCCUCGUAAUGGCUCGCAGCGCAUCGCCUCGGCCGCAGCCGCCCCGGCGGACCGUCGCGGUGCGCACGAGCCCAGAGCGGCUUCAUCGCAUGGAGGUUCGAAUUUCACCUACGAGUCCUCGCGGGUGGGAAAGAUGGCUCCGCCCAAGCUAACCAUACCCGAGACGACGCCGUCACGUCCUCGGCAAAACAUAGACAGCAGUGCAAAGAUUGGAACGCCCAUUCAUAAAUCUACGCGAACACCUGUGCGCAGGCGCUCCAAUCGCAACUUGGGCCACGAGCCCUUGAGCCGCCCGUCGCGUCUCCCAGACUCGGCGGUCGUCAUGAGCGCCAUCGAGCCCUCGACUACGAUGAACGCGCUCUUCAGCCCUCACGAUUCUGCCCUUGGCCGCGUGACGCCAGAGGUCGUUUCCGGCCGGUCGCACCGCAAGUCCUCGUCGCGGAAAUCGUCGAAGCCUCGUGAUGCGGACCCUCGCAACCAUCGAUUUCAGGAUAGCCCCAGGGCGUUCGCUUUGGAGGAACUACCACUCCAUAUCGAGGCGGAUGUGGAAGAGCCUGAGAGGACACCGCUAGCAAAGGCGGCAUUUGAGCGGCUGCGCGAUCCGGAAGACAAGGCGCCUAAAGAAGCCGAGCCCGCUCAAUUAGGAGAGGAGGAGAAGGUGUCUGCAGUGGAAGACGAGCCACGCGACCAGGGAAUCGCCGAGCUAGAGAGCCUGUCGAGUGGCCAGCCGGACGAGAUUACGGAGGACGUGGCGGACAAGGAGCCGGAAACAGAGGAGCUCGAGUUGGAUGGACAGGAAGCUCGCGAGGAGGAUGACGCCCAGAUACCCAUUGCGGUGGCCAUUUCCGGCGACGUCGAUGUUGUCCCUGACGGUGAAGGCAACCACGAGCUGACGGCGCCCUCCCCGCGAAGGAUUCCGCCCCAGACUUCACCGUCCCCGAACUUCCUCGGGUGGCGAGACAGGAUGAAAAGGUCAGACUAUUAUUUCAGCUCGAGCGCUCGGCGCGUACGCGGGGUUCUCAUGCCGGAUGCAAAAGCAUAUGUGUCUGGUGGGACGGACAAGACGAUCGAAAGCGGAAUUAUAGAAGGGGAGAAGAUUGAGAAACUGGCAUCCCUGCGGUACGACAGGUGGCCGUCAUUCGCGAGCAUGGCGCCCGUCGAGGUGUCACUUUUACGAUGA